CUCGGCUUCUUCCCUUCACCCGCGUGCUGAUUGAGUUCACAUUAAACUUUACAGAUUUACUGUCAGUUUAAAGCCGUUUAAAGAAUCUUCAGUAAAUAAAAAGGUGACAUGUCUGAGGACCUACAGCACAUCCUGUCUCAGCUCACACUCCCUGAUAAUGACGCUAUACAGAAGGCUACUGCUCAGUUAAAACAGGCUUUUAAAGACCCGAAUAUAAUCCCAGCUCUAUGUGCAGUUAUGACCAGCUCCACAAACCCACAGAUCAGACAGUCAGCUGUGGUGAUGUUGAGAAUGCGAGUCAAAAAGCACUGGAAGAAAAUUGCUCCUGAUCACAGAGAGAGUCUGAAGCAAGUGGUCCUGCAAGCUUUCCUGCAGGAAACAGAACACACAGUUCGCUACUCUCUCUCUCAGCUGAGUGCAGUGAUGGUGAAACAUGAGACACCUGACCGCUGGCCUGCACUCUUUACACUGCUGACUGAAUCCACCAGCAGCAACAAUCCUCAGGACAGGCAGGUGGGCUUGUUGUUGCUGAGUAAAGUUGUGGAGUCGAACCCCGAGCCCUUUAAACCUCACUACAAGCAGCUGCUGCAGCUGUUUAAUGUCGUGCUCCAGGACGUAACCAACACCACGGCCUUGUAUUACUGCAUCCUCACCCUCACUGCCAUCACAGCUUACACUGGCACAGAGGAGAUGAACCUGAUGCGCUCCUUAAUCCCCAAACUGUUAAUUGCCCUCAAACACCUCAUUCAGGCUGACCAGGUUCAGGCCAGUGAGGCCAUGGAGGUGUUUGACGAGUUGAUGGAGAGUGAGGUCUCUAUCGUGGUCCCACACAUUACUGAAAUCGUUCACUUCUGUAUGGAGGUGAGCUCAGAUGUUUCACUCGACAAUUCUCUGCGUGUCAAGGCCUUGUCCUGUAUCGCUCUCCUCAUUAGACUCAAGAGCAAGGCCGUGUUAAAGCAGAAGCUUUUGGCACCUAUCUUACAAGUGGUGUUUCCGAUUUUGAGCGCAACACCUCCACCUGGAGAGGAGGAUCCUGAGGAUACGGAGAGUGCAGAAGGUGAUGGUGACACUGAGAGUCCCAAACACUUUGCUGCUCAGGUGAUCGACACGAUGGCUCUUCACAUGCCACCUGAAAAACUUUUCAACCAAGUGAUGCCCCUGACUCAGGCCUGCCUGUCGAGCCAGAACGCUUACGAGAGGAAGGGCGGUCUCAUGUGUCUCGCCGUGCUCGCAGAGGGUUGUGCAGAUCACAUUCGCACUAAGUUGCUGUCGUCCAUGCUGGAGACGGUGUGCCGCAGUCUGUCUGACAGUAACCAGGUGGUGCGCAGCGCAGCCCUUUUCGCUCUGGGGCAGUUCUCUGAGUAUCUGCAGCCUGAAGUCAGUAAAUAUCACGCAGAGCUGAUGCCACUGUUACUAGGAUACCUGUCUUCUCUAAACGAGGCCCGAAUCGGCCACGUCACCAAGGCUUUCUACGCUCUGGAGAACUUCAUAGAGAACCUGGAUGAUGAUAUUCAUUCUUACUUGCCCACGCUGAUGGAGACCAUGCUGUCAGCCCUGAACAACACAGUUAACCUGAAGCUUAAGGAACUUGCUGUCAGUGCUAUAGGAGCCAUCGCUAACGCCGCCAAAGAGAUGUUGGUGCCGUAUUUCCCUCCUGUAAUAGAGAGCUUGAAGGGCUUCCUGACAGACACGCGAGAUGAAAUGAGAUCAUUGCAGACCCAGGCCUUAGAUACUCUGUCUGUGUUGGCUCGCACUGUGGGGAAGGAUGUGUUUGGCCCGUUAGCUGCAGAGUGUGUGCAGCUGGGUCUGAACCUUACUGAUGCUGUGGAUGAUCCAGAUCUGCGGCGCUGCACGUACAGCUUGUUCUCAGCUGUGUCCACAAUCAGUCCAGAAAGUGUUGAUCCUCAUCUUUCUGCCAUCACCACGUUGAUGCUCAUGUCCCUAAGAUCUACAGAGGGUGUUAAGACUCAUCUAGAGGAGGACAAGCAGUUUGUUCUCUUGGAUGAUGAUGAUGGUGAGGAUGAAGGUGAUGUUGUAUUGGAGGAAGAUGGAGAGAAUGAGGUGGAGGAUGUUGCUGGCUUCACUGUAGAAAACUCUUACAUUGAUGAGAAGGAGGACGCUUGUGAAGCUCUUGGGGAAAUCGCCUUUAACACCAGUGCUGCGUUCCAGUCCUACCUGGAGUCAAGCUUUCAGCAGGUCUAUGGUCUCUGUGAUUUUCCCCAUGAGAAUGUGAGGAGAGCAGCGUUCGGUGCCCUCGGCCAGUUCUGUCGAGCUCAGCACAAAGUGUGGCAGGACAAUCCGACUGAGGCAAAUCGUCAGGCGUUACAUAAACUGCUCGACGUGGUGAUGCCCUGCUUCCUGGAGGCAGUGAAGAAGGACCGUGAGCGACAAGUGGUCAUGGGAGUGCUGGAGGCCAUGAACAGUGUCAUCAAAUCAUGCAAGGGGGAGGCGUUACAGACACCACAGAGACUGGCUGAGGUCAGCCAUGCCAUUCGAGACGUGCUGAAGAAGAAGACCGUGUGUCAGGAUGGAGGAGGAGAUGAAGGAGACGAUGAAGAACAGGCUGAGUAUGACGCCAUGCUGCAGGAGUUUGCUGGGGAGGGAAUUCCUGUUCUGGCUUCAGUUGUACCUGCAGAAACCUUUUACUCUCACCUCAAUGAUCUACUGCCACUGAUUAUGAACAAAGCCAAGCCUUCCUGCACCGUGGCAGACCGCUCCUUCUCUGUAGGAACACUUAGCGAGACCCUGCACUCUCUGGCUGCUGUGUCUGGGGGUAGAGCUGUGGCAGGAAAGUUGUCCAAUCGGCUGCUGCCGGUGCUUGUGGGUGGUGUUAAAGACAGUGACGCAGAGGUGCGCAAUAACAGCGUGUUCGGCUUGGGAGCUCUAGCGGAGGCUGCUGGACCCAUCGUCUCCUCUAAUUACCCAAUGAUGCUGUCUCUCUUCUCUAACCUGCUGGUCAGAGAGUCAGACAGGAGAGUGAUUGAUAACUUGUGUGCUGCACUUUGCCGGAUGAUCAUGAGCCACAUCGAGGGAGUGCCGCUGGAGCAGGUGCUUCCUGCUCUUCUGGAACGUCUCCCUCUGAAGGAAGACCUUGAGGAAAAUAAGACGGUCUACAGCUGCCUGGCUUUCCUCUAUUCCCGUAACCCGGCCCUGGUUGUUAGCCAUCUGAAGCCGGUCCUGUCCGCUGCGGUACAAGUAAUAGGAACAAAGGAUAUGGAUGCAGACGCCCAGAACAGCCUUGUCGUGUUGCUCAGAGACAUCAGCAAACGAUACUCCCAGGAAUUCGAGAGCGCUGCCAUGUCCCUUCCAGCCGAGCAACGGACAAAGAUGAUCGCGUCUGUUGCUGAAUCCUAGUCAAAGAUCUUCCCUCAAAAGCUUUUUUUUUGUGCUACAGUUUACGUUAACCAUCAAAGUCACUUCUAUACACUUCAGCACUUCCAUUUACGAUUUUUUUUUGCAGCGUAUAAUUUAUUUGUGUUAUAGCUGUUACACUGUGGACACUAGUUUGAAAUGCAUCCCUCAAAGACUCAUGAUGUCAUUCUCAGAUGUUUAGCGUUUCUCUGUAAAGGAUCAUCAUCACUACUGCAACGUAAGAUGGUUAUAUAAAGGAAUAAAAGCUGUGGAAGCAUCUGGAUGUGUAGAAGCUCUUACUGAGAUCAGCAUGGACACAAAGCAUGUAGAGAAGAACUUUAUUAGUUUAAUCAAACUAUUUAUAUAGUUUAAUCUUCACUAAAAAGCCACCGCUUUAGUUUUCUAUACAAUCAGCUGUUUAGUAUUUGAAAUAUAUUUAUCAUGAAGUAUUAGUGAUCAUUGCUGCUCUAUUUUUCCAUGCAGUUAUUAGUGGUCGACUGUAACCACUUUGGAAAUGGGACUUUGUAAGGAUUUAACACGUAAACAAGAACGUAAUAAAAUCCCUGAUAAUCUCCAUAA
Tachysurus vachellii is the source of this 3930-nucleotide messenger RNA. RefSeq names its product importin 4 (gene ipo4). The record is from RefSeq and is a predicted model, not a curated record. Gene Ontology annotation, cellular component: nucleus; cytoplasm. Gene Ontology annotation, molecular function: small GTPase binding; nuclear import signal receptor activity. NCBI's taxonomy places the organism in Eukaryota, Metazoa, Chordata, Actinopteri, Siluriformes, Bagridae. The coding region runs from base 109 to 3354 and encodes 1081 amino acids. The transcript is spliced from 31 exons. Gene Ontology annotation, biological process: protein import into nucleus.